Molecule: messenger RNA, 713 nt
Organism: Solenopsis invicta (red fire ant)
Lineage: Eukaryota; Metazoa; Arthropoda; Insecta; Hymenoptera; Formicidae
Product: neuronal calcium sensor 1-like
Molecular function (GO): calcium ion binding
Source: RefSeq, a predicted model, not a curated record
UAUCGGCUCUUUUUCAUAGCCGCAUAUUGAAAUGAUAACGCGUUAUCGCUAAUACGAUAUCUGUCAGUUAGACUGGCCGCUUGGCCCUAUUUCGACGAUUAAAUCAAAAUUGUGUUUUCAUGGCUAAUACGGAUUCUAACGAGAACUCCAUUUUAGAGGAGACCCUCGACGAGUACGUCGAGUCGACGCACUUAAGCAAGAGUGAAAUUGCGCCAAUGCAUGCAUGUAUACGUCAAUAUCCAUUUCGUGGCGCGAUAUAUCGCGUAUUCUCAUCGAGACAGGACGGACAUUUGAACUUCGAGGACACCCUCGACCCCUGCUCGGCAUUCUCCGCGAAUUGUCCAUGGGGCGUUCGGGCUAUAUGGGCUUUUGAAAUUUUCGACUUUGACGGCGACAAUCAAGUCUCUCUCGACGAUCUGAUCGAAACGGUGCGGAGGCUGUGGCGGGUACGAAACGAACAAGCACGGACAAGCCCGAAUCGAUCGGCAACACGCAGAGGACGUAGCGCGAAUGGUCAGUGUGCAUUCCUGCUGUGCGUCCUCGACGCAACUACAAAGGACGGAAUCGGGAAACGAUUAAUCCUUUUGCCGAAAGCCGAGAGGCCGCUUUCUAUUGCAACAAAUUUCCAGUGGCCGUUGCUGGUUCCGCGGCAGAAAGUAGGUGAAUUGAAAGGAACUGCCUUCCGCGAAGAGAAAUUAAUUCUGUAAAAUUGC